Chaetomium strumarium is the source of this 2224-nucleotide messenger RNA. RefSeq names its product phosphatidylinositol-glycan biosynthesis class S protein. NCBI's taxonomy places the organism in Eukaryota, Fungi, Ascomycota, Sordariomycetes, Sordariales, Chaetomiaceae. Gene Ontology annotation, biological process: attachment of GPI anchor to protein. Gene Ontology annotation, cellular component: GPI-anchor transamidase complex. The transcript is spliced from 2 exons. The record is from RefSeq and is a predicted model, not a curated record. The coding region runs from base 481 to 2136 and encodes 551 amino acids.
GGUGAUAAAGCGAAAGAUGGGGGUUUUCCCGGGUGGGUCAUUUAUUAGGUAGUGUAUCGCUUGACAUUUUUGCCGGCCGGAGUCCUUGCAGACUGCAGUCGGGUGCGUCCACCGUGCAGCGUCCCCAAUUAGGUACCUCAAGUAGAGAGCUUGAGAAGGGCUAUUAAUCAAGGUGAUCGACUCGGAAAGGAACUUUCCGCUCUUGCUUCGAGAAAACCGCUGCACCCCCAAGUAGCCGUUCGAUCUCGUGACGCUGCGAGAAACGGAGUCAGCACAGGCAUGUAUUUUCCGGUUGAAUGCGGCACGCUGGGGUUGAGGUGAACAAACCCGGCACCCCGGCCCUUGGCUUCUUAUCGGGUCACUCCGUUAUCUCCACGUGCGACUCCUAGGUAUCGGUACUCUCGUAGAUUGGCCAACCUAUUACUGGAGCGUGUGAGUGCACGGUAGACUCGACUGAAUGGGCAGCAAGCCCGUGUCGCCAUGUCAACUCAACAACCACCUGAUGAUGGCACAACAGACCCUCCAAGUCUGGAGGCCGUCACAGGGCAGGUGACAGCCAACACCAGAGUAUCGGUUCGAAAGCAACCCCCACCGGAGAAGCCGUCCGAUGUCCGGCGUCGCAGCUACAUCAUCCUCUCCUUCUGGCUGAUAGUGCUGUGUCUCGGCCUGCCAAUAUGGUGGAAGACGACCACGAUCUACCGGGCCGAUCUUCCUCUCCAGGAGAUGCUGGAGUGGGCCGACGGCAAGGCAUGCCGACCCGUGUUCCCCUUGCACAUCUCCAUCCAGGCCAAUGCGCUCCAGGAACAAGAGGCGCAGACCCUGCUACGGCUCACCCAGCAUGCCCUCGAUGACCUAAAUGACUUUUCCGGCCAUCAUUUGCGGCUUCAGCUAGCUCCACCAGCAGCGAACGAGAACCGCGACCGCGACACGGUGCUGACGAUCCGUCUGGUUCCCGGUGAGGCGACGACGGCGACUCUCGACCCGCACGAGCCGAUUCUCGACAUCACAUAUCCGCCCAAUUCCAUCCCCUCGCCCACGUCAUCCUCGUCGGCCCUUGCCACGUACGUCGCCAACCAGUUGCGCUCAACGUUCGCUGAGGAGCAAGCUACCAUUUCCUACCUGCUCUCUGCCAACUUGAUUUCCGCGGAACAUCGGCCGCAGGGUCUCUCGCCGGAAGCCGCUGAGACGCUUUCGAAGCGCACGACGAGAUCUCUGAAAUAUGCGCCGACUUACCACCUCACCUUCUCGCUGUUUACGAGCGGGCCGCUCCCGAGCAGCUGGGAUAUCGAAGGCGCCAUAGGCGAGUACAUGAAGCCAGUGCUCGACCUCCUGUCGCCGAUCCACAACUUCACCAUCGAUACCCAGGUCCAGCUGUAUGCCACGCCCGGGGUCCAGAACCAGGUCCUCAACAAGGAGGAUCUGUCUUCUUUCAUCAACGCCGCCGAGUGGCCGCUGUCACCCUCGAUCGGAGGAGCGCCCACGGUCAAUUUCAUUGUGUUCGUCGGAAACCAAACGAUCGCCACAUCCUCACAGAACUCCGCAGAGAGCCCUGACUCUGCAUCUCACUCAUGGCUGAUCCCACAGUGGGGCACCGUCUACUUGCUCUCGCUCCCGCCCGACACGCGGCACCUCUCCUCCGAGGCGCUGAAGCAGCCGCUCUUGACCUUCACAUCGCACCUCUUGUCCCUGACAGGUACCCCGCGGUCCGGGUCCCUACCGCUCCGUCUAUCAACGCUCGCCCGUAUCCGCUCAGCCGACCUUCUCCUGCGGGCCUCGUCAACGCUUGGCUCUCUCGCGCGCCUGGCGCUCGCGCUGCCGUCCAUCUCGAUCCCGAGCAACGUGGCCGACGGCGUGUCCAAGACAAUGCGGCACCUGCGCAUGGCCUGCAAGACGCUCGGCAGACCCGAGGGGCUGGCGCACGCCCGCAUCGCCGAAGCCGAGGCGGAGCGCGCCUUCUUCGAGAAGAGCAUGGUUGGCCAGUUGUAUUUCCCGGAUGAGCACAAGAUCGCCGUCUACCUGCCACUGCUAGGGCCGGUAGCGGUGCCGCUGAUCAUGGGGUUGAUCAAUGAGCUCAAGGCAUGGAGGAAGCGCAGGCUGGAGGCGGCCGCGGUGGGGCCAGAGAAGAAGAGGGAGUAGUAGGUAUCUAGUGAGGGGCUCAAUAGCAGGCGUUCGGGUGCAGAUAGCUCACGUUUUGGUUAUAGCGAAUUUAAAAGUAACAAAUUCA